Caenorhabditis briggsae is the source of this 1833-nucleotide messenger RNA. Gene Ontology annotation, biological process: rRNA processing. Bases 1 to 1833 code for a protein of 610 amino acids. The record is from RefSeq and is a predicted model, not a curated record. Gene Ontology annotation, cellular component: nucleus. The transcript has 6 exons. Lineage: Eukaryota; Metazoa; Nematoda; Chromadorea; Rhabditida; Rhabditidae. Gene Ontology annotation, molecular function: RNA binding.
AUGGCAAAGAAAAAGUCAGUGAAAUCGAAUAACGGACUCAACGAUGAACGGUUCUCUCGAAUCAAGUCUGAUCCAAUGUUUUCAGGACUCAAAAGUUCCGACAAGAAGGUUGUCAUCGAUAAACGCUUCGCUGCUGCUCUCACAGAUGAACGCUUCUCGACUCGAGCAAAAGUUGACAUGCGAGGAAGGAAGCAGAAAAAAACCGUAGGAAAUAACAUGUUGGAUUUAUAUGAGUUGGAAGAGGAUGAGGAUGAUCAACAGAAAAACAAAAAAUCAACAGAGAAAAAACUGAAAAAUAAGAGGAAGAAGGUCGAAGAAGAUGACAAGGAGUUGGACGAGUUUUUCGACGAGAAUGACGGAGAAGAAGAAGAGGUCGAUGAUGAAGAGGACGCAGAUGAUGAAAAAGAAGGUACAGAUAAUGAAGAAGUCGAAGAUGAGAAGGAGAAGACCGUUGGCUUGAACGGUUUCAAGAAACUCGAUUUGGCUCGUGGAGAGGGAAAUGUCGAUUCUUCAUCAGAUGACGAUUCUAGUGAUGAAGAGGAAGAUGAGUUAGAUGAACAAGAACAAGGCAUUGAGUUGGACUUGGCAAACUUGGAUAGAGACGUUGAUCAAGUUGAAUGGACAUCAAGACGGUUAGCUGUGUGCAAUCUCGAAUGGGAUCAGAUGAAUUGUGAGGACAUUCUGAUGCUUGUGAAAUCAUUUACUCCACAAGAAGGUUCCGUAGUUUCCGUUGGAAUCUAUCUCUCAGAUUUUGGCAAGGAGGAAUUGGAAAAAGAAGAAAAAACAGGACCCGCACUGAAAUUGGCGAAACCUGUGGAAGAAUACAAAGAGGAUGAGAUGGACGAUGAAACUCGAACAGCAGUACGAGAGUACCUUGUAAACAAGCUCAAACACUAUUACGCCGUUAUCACUUUUGACUCCGUUCCAUCGGCAGUAGCAGUUUACGAAGAAUGCGAUGGAUUCCAAUUUGAAGAGACUGGUCUGAAAAUGGAUAUGCGAUUCAUUCCAGAUGAUAUGGAAUUUGAGGAAGACCGUGUCAAAGAAUUUCUGAACGCUGAAGACGUCAAUAUGGCCAAGUACAAGGCGAAGAAGAAGUCGAAAAGUGCAAUCAUCUCGACAGGAGCAAAAAUCGGUUGGGAUGAAGAUGAUCCAUCGAGAAAAAAGAAGUUUCUCGAGGCUUUCAAUGGAGAUGAAGAAGCUGGAAAAGAUCUCAUCGUUGAUUCAGAUGACUCCGAUGAUGAUGAGUCUAAUAGAAAUAAAUUGAUGGCCCUUCUGCAUACGGAUGAACGGAAAUCCAAGUUGGAUGUAGACUGGGAAGGAGAAGAAAAGGAUGACGAUGAUGAUGGAAGUGAUUCAUCUGAUGGUGAAUAUGUAAAAGUGGACGAUGACGAUGAUGAGAUUGGCGUCAAAAAUAAGAAUAAGGAUUCCGACGAUGAGGAGGAAGACGUUGAAACUAAACAGGAAGAGGAGAAACUGACGGGUUAUAAGGCUUACAAAAAGAAGCAGAAAGCUAAGUUAAUGGAGAACAAACUGAAGAGGAAGGGAACAGCAGCAGGAGAAGCAGUAGCAAAUAUCAAGACAGUUGCUGCCGCUGAAACCAUUGCCAGCGACGACAGAUUCUCUGCUCUCUUCACUGACUCUGCAUUCGCCAUCGAGCCAAGUUCCAAGAAGUUCAAGGGAUCACUCCUUGUUUCAAAACAAGCUGAACAGAAACUGAAGGGAUCCACUAUUUCCAAUGAAUCAAAACCAUCUUCCCAGCCGGAGGAUCUUGUCCAAAAACUGAAGAAGCAAGCGGACAAGUGGAACAAAAAGAAGUCUGCUCCAAGAAUCUAA